GAAAAAGAAGUGAUUUUGAAAACGUAGUCCGCGACUGUGCCACUCUCUCUCUCUCUCUCUCUCUCUCUCUCUCUUCCCCCGUCCGGCUCUCUCUGCGACUUAACUUUUCAAAUUUGAUUUUCGAAAAAGAAGAUAAAUCGGAGAAGAAGAGGAUGUACGAGGCACAGAAUUUCCUGGAAUCGCAAGAUAAUUCAAGUAAUUUUGCCCAGGACCUAAAAUCGUGGCUUUCAGGGGAUGCCAACUCGUCCCCAACUCAGUCCUCACUCGCUCAUUCUUCCACCACCACCACCCACAACAGCAAUGUCGAUCGCGUCCUCUUCAAAGACCUCGUCGAGAUCGUCCCUCUCGUUCAGUCCCUCAUCGAUCGGAAAGCAAGCAGUUCGUUUACGCGGCGUGGUUCGGUGACCUACACCAAGACACCUUCUAGAGAAUCCUUAUCCAAAAAAGUAACUGAACAAAAAGGGAGGAAUCCAGCUCAAUCCAUUCCCACAAGAAAGAAGAGGGAUCAUGGAGACAAGGACCCCAGCACGAAUGCUAGCAAUAACCCUGAUUCUGACAUCUUUUCUAGUUUUUCCCCAAGAACUUCGGCGGAGCAAGAAGAGUUGGAUGCAUUAAGGGUACAAGUGGAUGAUCUACAAAGAAAAGUAUCAGAGAAGGAGGAACUUUUAAAGUCAUUGGAGAUAUCAAAGGACCAAAUGAAAGUUAUUCAAGCAAAACUUGACGAAAUGAAGCACCAAGUUUCAGAAAAGGAUGCGUUAAUCAAGGCUGCUAAGCUACAACUCUCUGAUGCAAAGAUUAAGCUUGCAGAUAAGCAAGCUGCUUUGGAAAAGUUACAGUGGGAAGCAAUGACAUCUAACAGGAAAGUGGAGAAGCUUCAAGAGGAGCUAGACUCCUUGCAAGGACAGAUUUCAUCGUUUAUGUUCCUAUUUGAAGGCUUGAUGAAAGUGGAUGCCAUUGUAUACGGUGAAGAUUAUGAUAUUUCACAGUGCACUGUGGAUCAUCUUCCUCGUAUCGAUGAUUUGGAUGAGACGCAGAUGCGGAAAAUGGAAGAAGCUAGAAAAGCUUACAUCACUGCUGUUGCCGCUGCAAAAGAAAAGCAAGAUGAAGAAUCUAUUGCUGCUGCAGCCAGUGCAAGGUUACAUCUUCAAUCAUUGGUUCUCUAAACCAAAAGUGGAGAAUUAACAGACCCCUACUGAAGAAUUCUCAUGCUAGCUCCACUAGGUUUGACUAGUUUUGCAAUGUGGUAGUAUCCAUGAAUUGUUGUUGAUUGUUGUAUAUUUUAUAUUUCAUUCCUCGUUUUUGGCUGGGCUAUGUGAAAAUGUGAUUCGUUUUCUUUUUCUUUUAGGAUAAAUAGACUAUGGAAAUGGUUGUUGAUAAUGGUAUCUAAUUUCUCCCAUGAUCAAA
Prunus avium (sweet cherry) is the source of this 1404-nucleotide messenger RNA. RefSeq names its product movement protein binding protein 2C (gene MPB2C). Gene Ontology annotation, biological process: plasmodesmata-mediated intercellular transport. Gene Ontology annotation, molecular function: microtubule binding. The record is from RefSeq and is a predicted model, not a curated record. Lineage: Eukaryota; Viridiplantae; Streptophyta; Magnoliopsida; Rosales; Rosaceae.